GUGAUCAUGAUGAUAGUGUAGUUUGUCCAGUGUUUUAAUCUAGAAUCUGAUUGGAAUCAUCCUCCAUAAUUAUCCACCUUAAUCCCUGAUACCAUAGAUGUUGUUAAGUAUGUACGAAGCUGAGUCCGGCUUCAAGAGCAUUAUUGGCUGCCGAAGAUUAGAAUUAACUACCAUCAAAAACUCCUGAACCAAUUUGCAUCAUGGAAACGACCAAAUAACUUCCAUAAAACCAAUUCAAUAUAUUUAUUUGAUGGUGAUAGUCUGGUAGAGACAAAGAUUGUUCUAAUUACUAGUAUAAACUAAUGACCAACAUCAAAUAAAAUUGGUUUGUUUAAACCACUAUGUCACUGGUAUUUGAAUUCAAUUAAUAUGAAAGAACCAAUUGACAAAAACAAAAAACUUUUUUGACCAAACCAAACAUGACAAGUAUCAUUGCAAUUACAUCAUUGACUUCUGUUUUUUUUCUCGGAUUAAACGUCUCGUGGGUUGUUUUAAACUAGAUAAAUACAAUGAUAGGACAUUGACCCUACAACAAUAAUAAUUAUCUGAAGAGAAAAGAACAUUAUCUGGAAAUCUGACCUAAUCCCAUUGAUAUAAUUAUUGGCCUAUUAUUAAGAACCUUGAUCGAAUAUAUAUGACUAGCAAGAAAAUUAGUUAUUGUACGUUUCAGUUUUACUAGAUUAUAUUGGUGUAACUUGAUGUUAAAUAGUAACAAAAAAUUAGUGGAAACGUCAAUGUAAUAGGUGGCCAUGAAUUUAUGCUGGUGCACUCCCGUUCUUUCUUUCAAAUUUGGACUUCAAGAAGAAUCCAAACUAUAUUCUAAUUUUUACUUAUACAAUAAGUAAUAUUACGCAUUCUACUCUAUGCAAUUUAAUAUUCUAAGAACGGUAAAUGUUUGAGCAUUUCGUCUAAUAUCUUUCGACCAAAGGUUGGAAAAAACAAAAAAUUGACUAUAGAAGUAAUCAAACUCAACCUCUUUUCCCGCUUUGAACAUUCUAUUUUUUUUAUUCUGUCGCUUAAUUUUUUUUAUUGUGGGGAGAUAUGUCAUCGGCGCCGCCUCCAGGUUCUACUCCGUCAACUCCUCCACCACUUCCUCCCAUUCCUCCUUCACCUCAGCCUACCGUCCUUCCUCCUAUACCUCAGCCUCCCGUUGUCCCUCCUACCGUCCUUCCUCCUAUACCUCAGAGUCAGCCUCCCGUCGUCCCUCCUCCUAUCCUUCCUCCUAUACCUCAGCCUCCAGCCAUUCCUCCUCCGUCUCCGCCUCCGCCUACACCUAAUUCUCCUCCACCUCCCUUGACGCCUUCUCCUCCACCUCCUUCUCCCAUCACUCCUUCACCUCCCUUGACGCCUUCUCCUACGCCACCAUCUCCCACCACACCUUCUCCUCCACCUCCGUCACCUCCCUUGACACCUUCUUCUCCGCCUCCUCCACCUUCUCCCUUGAGACCUUCUUCUCCUCCUCCACCGUCUCCCGCCACUCCUUCAACCCCACCUAGAUCUUUCCCAUCUCCGCCGCCUCCUCCAACACCCACUCUGCCUCGGUCGGACACACAAAGCCCUCCACCUCCAGCAACUCCCUCUGGCGGGGGUCCGCCAUCUUCCGGUGGAUUAUCAAAGGGAGUGUUUGUUGGGAUUGCCAUCGGAGGAGUUGCUAUGCUUGUUGUGGUAUUGACUUUGAUUUUUUUCCUUUGUAAGAAAAAACGACGAAGAGAUGAUGAAGCACCUCCUGCUCCCAUAGCUGGAGGCCCUUACGGUGGAUAUCAGCAACAAAAUGCAUCACGACAGUCAAAUAACGUGAUGGCUUCACUGCCACCACCGAUGCCAACCUCUGCACCACCACGUCUGCCACACUUAAUGAGCAGUAGCAGCAGUGGCGGCUACGACUCAAACUACUCAGAUCAAUCAGUUCUUCCUCCACCAUCACCAGGGCUUGCAUUAGGCAUCUAUCAAGGCACUUUCAAUUACGAGGAGCUAUCUAGAGCCACCAAUGGCUUCUCUGAGGCCAAUUUAUUAGGACAAGGUGGUUUCGGCUACGUUUUUAAAGGUAUGUUGCGUAAUGGAAAAGAAGUUGCUGUAAAACAGUUGAAAGAAGGGAGUUCUCAAGGAGAGAGAGAGUUUCAAGCAGAGGUUGGGAUCAUUAGCCGAGUUCACCAUAGACAUUUGGUUGCUCUUGUCGGUUAUUGCAUCGCCGAUGCUCAAAGAUUGCUUGUGUAUGAGUUUGUUCCCAACAACACUCUCGAGUUUCACCUCCAUGGGAAGGGACGACCUACAAUGGAAUGGAGUUCAAGAUUGAAGAUUGCGGUUGGUUCUGCCAAAGGAUUGUCUUAUCUUCAUGAAAAUUGCAAUCCUAAAAUCAUCCACCGUGAUAUCAAGGCGGCAAACAUAUUGAUUGAUUUCAAAUUUGAAGCUAAGGUUGCUGAUUUUGGUCUUGCCAAGAUUGCUUCGGAUACAAACACCCAUGUAUCUACACGUGUGAUGGGAACUUUUGGGUAUUUAGCUCCCGAAUAUGCUUCAAGCGGAAAACUGACAGAAAAAUCUGACGUUUUCUCAUUUGGCGUUGUACUUUUGGAGCUAAUAACCGGACGUCGCCCUAUUGAUGCAAACAAUGUCCAUGCAGAUAACAGCUUGGUUGAUUGGGCACGACCUUUGCUUAACCAAGUAUCUGAAAUAGGAAACUUUGAGGCUGUGGUUGAUACAAAGUUGAAUAAUGAGUAUGAUCGAGAAGAGAUGGCUCGCGUGGUUGCUUGUGCCGCAGCUUGUGUUCGAUCUACAGCUCGCCGCAGACCUCGCAUGGAUCAGGUUGUGCGUGUACUAGAAGGAAACAUAUCGCCUUUAGAUCUGAACCAAGGGAUCACACCAGGUCACAGCAAUGUGUACGGCUCAUCUGGAGGAAGCACGGAUUAUGACUCGAGCCAAGACAGUGAAGGCAUGAACAGGUUUAGGAAAAUGGGACUCGAGACUCAAGAUUUGUAUACUAAUCCAAUAAGUGAAUAUGAUUUGUACCCGUCUUGGUCGAGCACUGACGGUCAGACCACACGUGAAAUGGGCAAUAUUAAAAGACCUGGUCAAGGUUAUAGUUAAAGAUGCAAGAAAUUACAUGUUUUUUUUUUUUUAAUUUUUCUUUAUAACUGUAAAGAUUUGAAGAAAUGUUUUAACUCUAAUUGAACUACAAUCUAUAUGAUGAUACACAUAUAUACAUACUGAUUUUGUAUUUCUU
Messenger RNA from Arabidopsis lyrata subsp. lyrata, 3217 nucleotides. Its product is annotated as proline-rich receptor-like protein kinase PERK2. Gene Ontology annotation, molecular function: protein kinase activity; ATP binding. The record is from RefSeq and is a predicted model, not a curated record. The transcript has 8 exons. Gene Ontology annotation, biological process: protein phosphorylation. Bases 1042 to 3081 code for a protein of 679 amino acids. Lineage: Eukaryota; Viridiplantae; Streptophyta; Magnoliopsida; Brassicales; Brassicaceae.